Messenger RNA from Corythoichthys intestinalis (scribbled pipefish), 2920 nucleotides. RefSeq names its product gastrula zinc finger protein XlCGF57.1-like. Gene Ontology annotation, cellular component: PcG protein complex; chromatin; transcription regulator complex. Gene Ontology annotation, biological process: regulation of transcription by RNA polymerase II. The coding region runs from base 171 to 1586 and encodes 471 amino acids. The transcript is spliced from 2 exons. Lineage: Eukaryota; Metazoa; Chordata; Actinopteri; Syngnathiformes; Syngnathidae. The record is from RefSeq and is a predicted model, not a curated record. Gene Ontology annotation, molecular function: RNA polymerase II cis-regulatory region sequence-specific DNA binding; DNA-binding transcription factor activity, RNA polymerase II-specific.
GAUCGUGAACACAAGAACAGUUUGGUUAGCUCCACUCAUGUUCCGUCUUUUCUUGCCGAACUACUUCGACAAGUAGCGAACCAAGCGAUCAUUGAAGUAAAACCGUUCGAGCUGGAACUAGACGGCUCUGACUCUUUUGGCUUAGUUUAGCCUAGCUUGGCUCGCUAGCCAUGAGACACUCGGAUGUCAAAAGUGUUAAAGAAGAGUGCGACGAGGAAAUCUUUAGGAGCGAAGACAAGGAAGGACAAAAAGUGGACGCUGUUUGGAAGAAACUUGAACACAAAUCAGACGUCACUCGAGAAGAUGCUCUUCACCCUAAAAACAACGAGACCGAGCCACUCCACGUCAAACAGGAGGAGGAGGAGCCAGACACGGCGCGCAUCAAAGAAGAAGUGGCCGAGAAUGAAAUCAGCCGGUUUUCAUUCAAAGCCACCUGCGUCAGGCCGACGCGAGAAGAAGACGAAGGUCCGAGCGAGUGGGCGGAGCCUUCACGCUCACGUCAAAAACUCGGCGGCCUCUUAGCGCCGCUCUCGGAUAGCGACGACAUCACGUCGUUCUCCUCCGACGUCGAUGACGAACGCUCACACGACGACGCCGAGUUACGCGGCGACGAAAAGCACGCGACGCCGGAAAGCGACGCUAGAGAAAGCGCAGACGGGAAACGUUUUGCCUGCGCGGUUUGCGAGAAACGAUACUAUACGAAGGGGAAAUUGACGCGACACGCGAAGACGCACGACGGGGAGAAACCCUUUGCCUGCGCGUUUUGCGGUAAAAGAUUCGUCGAGAAGGGCGAUCUAAACAAUCACACGAGAACGCACACUGGAGAAAAACCUUUUCCCUGCUCAGUCUGCGGUAAAAGAUUCACCCGAAAGGGAGAUUUAAACAUACACGCGAGAACGCACACCGGCGAGAAACCUUUCGCCUGCGCCGUUUGCGGUCGGAAGUUCACUCAGAAGGGACAUUUGAGAAACCACACGACCACAACUCAUACCGGAGACAAACCUUUCGCCUGCGCGAUUUGCGGUAGGAGGUACGCCGAGAAGAGACAUUUAGCGACGCACGCGAGAACGCACACUGGCGAGAAACCUUUCGUCUGCUCAAUUUGCGGUCAAAGAUUCUCCGAAAAAGGAAAUUUAAGCAAGCACGCGGUCACCCACACCGGAGAGAAACCUUUCGCCUGCUCGGUUUGUGCUAAAAAAUUCUCUAGGAAGGAUGAGUUGAAGACGCACGCGAGGACGCACACUGGAGAAAAACCUUUUGUCUGCUCCAUUUGCGGCAAACGAUUUAUUCAGAAGGGAAAUCUGACGGCGCACGAGAGAACCCACACCGGGGAGAAACCGUUCGCCUGCACGGUUUGCGAGCAACGAUUCUCUCAAAAGCAGUCCUUGAGGAUACACGUCAGAACGCACACGGGGGAGAAACCUUUUCCUUGCUCGGUUUGCGGGAAAAGAUUCACUCAGAAAAAAAACUUGUCGGCCCACACGAGAACGCACACCGGGGAGAAAUCUUUUUCCUGCAGGGUUUGCGGUAGAAGAUUCACCGAGAAGAGAUGUUUAACAAUACACAUGAAAAAACACACGGAAUAGAGGAGUGUAACAACAGUAUAAUAGCACAAUCUUGAUUUGCCGCGAUAGAAUUCCUUAAUGAUGAUUUGGCCGAAUUAUGCAACAAUUAUGACGGAUUUUCUGCCACUCGUUCUAAAUUUGAUUUUUUAAAAAUUCUAUCAAGUACUCCUGCAACCUAUCCGGUGUAAUCGGAAGCAGCACGGUAGCGUGCAUAUUUUUGCUCUAGUAUAAAUGUCUAAUUAUCUAGUAAUUUUACAGCGGAUUUAGGGCUGUUAUAUAUCAUUUAUGCGUUCAUCUUUCAUGCUCCUCCACUCGGGGGUGCCGGAGCCUAUCCCAGCUUACUACAGGCAGGAGGCCCGAUGGUGGGGUACGCAGCCGAUCACAGGGCACAAUGAGACGAACAACCAUUCACGCGCACAGUCGUACGGUACCUAGUACCUAGAGACAAUUUGGAGCGGUCAGUCAACCGACGAUGCAUGUCUAUAGGCUGAAGGAGGAAACGCUGAAAAGCCACGCAGGCGCGUUGGGAACAUGCAAACUCCACACAGGAAGGCAGGAGCCUGUGAUAGAACUCUUGAUGUCAGAACUGCAAGGCGGAUGUGCUAACCACUCUGCCACCGUGCUGUAUAUUAAGAACAUGUAAUAUCAUUUACUAAAAAAAGCCAUCCCUCCAACUUCCAAUGCAUUGGGCGUCUAGCACCGCCCAUGGCUUCCCUUGAUUCGACAUUGAAAAAAUCUCAGUUGAGGAAGAAGAUAGGUAUGACUACAUUUUCAUGUCAAUGAUGGGAAUGCGGCCCCUACCGACAUGCCCGUUCUGAAGCUACCUUGGUAGGGAUAGUGAAAGGUCUUUUCAUUCUGCCGUGAAUUGAAAUGAGUUUCUCAGUAGUAGACGUCCAAUCCAUUUAAAUUGGGACCGAAUGAACGCUCCUUGAUUGGCUGAGUUUAGUCGUGUUUCACCUCGCUGUGAUAGCAAUUACUUUGCAGUCAAGUGAGUUUGCAGUCAUUUAGUUUGAAAAAUAAUCAAAUGUGGUAGCGGUGCUGUAUCAACAUCCGCCGAAUUAUCAGUGAUCAGGAGAUAAAACAUUGUAUUGGUCUGGUUCGCUCUCCCUUGUAUGUUCAUUUGACUGCUUGUUCUUAUCAACGAUUUAUAGUUCUGAAAUUUGUCCUUUUCUUUGCAAACUUAAACUUCUUCAUCUCCUCAUUGAGCAAAUUGUAUAUAUUUUUUUUUGCACGAUCCAUUCAUUCGAUCAAUAAACUUAAUCAAUGCUGAAAUGUGCAUUCCAUAGCACGUGUUUCACUGGGUUGAUUUUUUUUUUCUUUUUUCACAUGAAUAAAUCCCAGUUGCUCAUCUUCAA